AAUCAGAUCACGACUUCUCAAGCCGCGUGACAUCUUGCUUUCGCUUGCCAGUGUUAACCUCUCCUGCUCGAACAGGAUCAAGGGACUCCCCGUGUGCUUCUUUUCUGAAGUGACUACAAACUAAGCCCCGGUUUGACAAUGGCAUUCUGGACAGGAUGGCAGCUGUGGGAGAAAAUGUGCCUAGUUCUUGGUGGCCUUAUAUUCGUCGUACUUGUCUAUGCGCUGUGCAUCCUUUCCUACAAUAAGCGGACGAUCAGAAAACUGGGCGCAACAAACCUCUACCAGAAGACUGAUCUAAACCAGAACCGAGAUAGCAGUGAUACGAGGAGAGACGAUAUACCUUUCGGUGCGAGGGCACUCGAAAGUGGAAUUCAGAUUGAAGGUAUCUGGAUAUCGAACCACAACACGCCGGUACCCAGUCCAUAUCAGUCGGGUACUCCAGUAGGCAGCAGAUCACCCAGCCCUUCUCGUCUGGCAGCUCAGCUAUCUACUGUCGUGGCGAACUCGAAGGAGCGACAAAGACUCCCAACUGCGCCGCCAGGACUUCACCUGAAUGAUGCAUUGACUCCAGGAUAUCGUGGAAGCUACUCAAGCGUCCCCAAGAGAAAAACAGGCCCUGAGGACGAGAAUGAGCAAAACACUUUUGCCCUGGAAAGAUUAGACUCGAGACGGAAAAGUUACUCCGAGACUUGUCAAAGUCACACUCCUCGCACGUCAGGUUCUAUGAUCAACUUAAACAGAUACAGCGAAUCAGAUAGUGGCAAUAUGAAUGCGACCAUACCAUUAGACAUCUAUGGUCGAAGACCAGAGACGGGCUUCAGUCGCCUUCACGACGAUGCCUCUGAGGAAUUUGGAGAAGCAGUGACCCGUCUGCUCAACGAGAGAAUGAGCUCCCACUGGCAGACAGUGGAUCCAGAAAAUGACUGUCGCCAGGUUGAUUUGGAGGCCAUGAAUAACCAUAGACGAUCGCACGUUGCAGAGACGGGACAGCUGGGAACACCGCGAAACAGCAUCCUCAAGUUACAAAAUGAGGACAUAAACAGUGCUCUCAGCGGAGAUGUAUUCAGAAGCAAUCCUGAUCCAAGACGUCAGGAUCCUCGGGGAUGAAAGUCCGUCUGGCGAGAAUGAAGGUACGGUAAUUGAAAUGACGAAGUAUCCUAGUUUUGUUCUUUGGACUAUCUGAUGUGUAUAUCUCUAAAGUCUCCUAUUAUUGAAUAAAUAAGGAAUCUUUAGACACUGUAAGGCGGAUUGAUACCCAUUCAAACUAUGUUUCUUCGGAACUGUAGUAGAGACCGUGACUUGAA
This is a messenger RNA of Paecilomyces variotii, 1304 nucleotides long. RefSeq lists its product as hypothetical. The transcript has 6 exons. Lineage: Eukaryota; Fungi; Ascomycota; Eurotiomycetes; Eurotiales; Thermoascaceae. The record is from RefSeq and is a predicted model, not a curated record. Bases 139 to 1107 code for a protein of 322 amino acids.